AUGCAGGCGGCGCUGCGGCAGCGCCUGGGCAGGGCGCGAUGGGUGCUCCGCGCCGCCGAGGCGGCUCCGCGGCCUCGCUGCGUCGGGCCGGGGCGGUGCUGGAGCUGCGGUAGCCCCCUUCCCGGCGACGAGGGGCUGCCGCACUUCUGCCCCGGCUGCCGCGCCCUGCAGCCGCCGGGGCCCCGGCCUGACCUGUUCCGCCUGAUGGAGUGUGACCGCUCCUUCCACUUGGACCCGCAGCGGCUGCAGCGCCGGUUCCGGAGCCUGCAGCGCGCCCUGCACCCCGAUCGCUUCGGCCAGAGGCCACCGAAAGAACAGUACUACUCUGAGCAACACUCCUCCUUGGUCAACAAAGCCUACCAGACCCUCCUGAACCCUUUGAGUCGUGGCCUCUACCUGCUGGAGCUGAAUGGAGUAGAGCCAGUACAAGAGACAGACUGCGAUGGAGACUCAGUGUUUCUCAUGGAAAUCAUGGAAGUUAAUGAGAAAUUAGCAGAGUCUAAAAAUGAAGGUGUCCUUGAAGAAAUUGAAACUUUAAUUAAAGUUAAACAAGAAGAACUGACCAAAGAAGUGACUGCAGCUUUUGAAAGAGAUGAUCUUCAAGAAGCUAAGAAGCUUCUAGCCAAAAUGAAAUAUUUUGCAAACUUAGAGGAUAAACUAAAGAACAAGAAGAUCCCUUCCUGAUACUGCCUCCUUUACCAAUAAGAGUUAACGAAAAGAUCUGUUUUUUGUCUCAGGAAUUACAACAAAGAUGAAAGCAGCAACUAAGGAGCACUCCAGUAAGAACACCACAAAACAAUACUGCUUCAGUCCAUUCUGAAAAUAAAAUGCAUUUGAGUGCAACAUAUUUGAAGUGUAGUAACAGUGGGUUUGGGAAUAAAGAAAGCUUUUUGUUUCCUUUCAUACAUAUUUUAAGAGCAACUGAAUCUAGUUAUACUUGGGUGAGGGGUAGUAUGCAUCCUCUGUUUAAGUCUUACCAUGUAAGAAAAAGCAAUUUGUUAGAACCUCAGUGAAGCUUAAAUGGCAGAUGAGGCAAUUAAGAAAAUACUUACCACUAUGAAGGGAAAAAG
Calypte anna (Anna's hummingbird) is the source of this 1070-nucleotide messenger RNA. RefSeq names its product HscB mitochondrial iron-sulfur cluster cochaperone (gene HSCB). The record is from RefSeq and is a predicted model, not a curated record. Gene Ontology annotation, cellular component: mitochondrion. Gene Ontology annotation, biological process: protein complex oligomerization; [2Fe-2S] cluster assembly. The transcript has 7 exons. Bases 1 to 684 code for a protein of 227 amino acids. NCBI's taxonomy places the organism in Eukaryota, Metazoa, Chordata, Aves, Apodiformes, Trochilidae. Gene Ontology annotation, molecular function: ATPase activator activity; protein-folding chaperone binding.